Molecule: messenger RNA, 928 nt
Organism: Arachis ipaensis
Lineage: Eukaryota; Viridiplantae; Streptophyta; Magnoliopsida; Fabales; Fabaceae
Source: RefSeq, a predicted model, not a curated record
CAUCUACGCUCUCUCCAUCGCUCCGUCCAUGCUCUCCCCAUCGCAGGAGCUUUUUUCACCGCCGCCGCUCUCCCCAUCGCUCCGUCCACGAAGAAUUUCCAUCGCUUACGAGAUCCAUUUUCCUGCUUCUGUUUGAGCUGUGUUUCAGUCCCCUCCAUUUAGAUCUGCGCUUCCGAAUUUCAGAUCGCGUUCCGAUUCAAUUUGAGACAAUAAUCACUUCUGUCAUUUCAAAGAUCGAAUGCAGACAUGGUUGUACUUGCUGCAUCCAUUGUGGGCAAAUCUGGUAAAGUUCUGGUUUCUAGGCAGUUUGUUGAUAAUGUUGCGCAGAUAUGUGUACUAAAGGUAUAUUGUAUUCACAUUCUAGUUGUAAUUGCUUUGCCUAGUUCAAUUUCUGUAGGGGGCAAUUUCAACUUCAUGAAGUUUCUUUCCCAUACUUAUGAUCAGGAUUUUGAGAAGAUUGUUCAAAUCAGGUCUUGGAUCUGGAUUUUCUCCAUACUUUUCAUAUUCUUCUCUGCUCAUGAGUUCUAUAAUCAUUACUGGCUUCCAUUUAUUCCCCUUGUGGUUGCUAUAAUUGGCGGGACAAAACUGCAAGUGGUUAUAACGAACAUGUGCAUGGAUAGCGUGAAGGAAAAGGCAAUUAUCAAAGGAACUAUUCUUGUGAAACCCAACGAUGACUAUUUCUGGUUCGGUAGACCUGAAUGGCUUCUCUAUUUAAUUCAGUUCAUCCUUCUCGAUUUUUAAAUAAACGAUGCCUCAACACAUUUUGGAUGUACCUUAGAAUGUUCUUUCAAUUUAUGUGCUGGUUUACAUAGUGCAUUUAGUGUUUGCUUUGCUAGUUAAUGGUAAUUGCACUUAACUUUUUUGUUGGUGUCAUGUGAUGGACUUCAUUCCUGGUGUGGAUUGACCAUGUGAUGGUCUCCCAGAGUUC